Geodia barretti is the source of this 1915-nucleotide messenger RNA. The record is from the annotation of a GenBank genome assembly. NCBI's taxonomy places the organism in Eukaryota, Metazoa, Porifera, Demospongiae, Tetractinellida, Geodiidae.
GCGGGCUCAGCUGCGGAGCUCUAGCAACAGCCAAUUCGAAGACUUACAAGAAAAUCACUCAAUAAAAACUGCAGCCCAAAAAAGCACUCCGGAAUCGGUAUCCACACACCGCCUCGAAGAUGCAAACCGCAAAGCAAUUCCUGAUGCUCGCCUCCGUCGCGCUGCUGAUGCUCGACCUGAGUGCAGCGCUGCCGACGAGACGACGAUCGACCAGCGAAACGACUGAAGAAGAGACGCCGCAACUGCAGCGGCGGCGAAUCGCCAGGAAAAUAGGAGGCCUCAACGUGACUUCGACGCCGGUGCAGUACAUGCGGUCCCUGUACGAAGAGUCUUACGAGCUGGAGAACGAGAAAACGAGGCAAACGGCAGGCAAGCCAACGGAUGUCUGGUGCUUCCCUGACAGAGAUAUCGCCAAAGAGAGCUAUCGAGAGAAACCAAUCAGAAACGCCAAGUGCACGACGUACACGCAGUAUAUGUUUCAGUGGAGCUCUGUGGAGGACCAGAUUGAGAGCCGUCUCCUGGACGUGGAGAGCAGCAUCCUCAGAACCUACGUACAGAUCAUCAGCAGGCACAUCGAAGAGGGAACAUCGGUCGACGUGAACAUCACAGUCUUCAUGGUACCUCGACAAAACUUCUCUUCCAACAGCAGCGUCAACAGCACAGACUUGAGCGAAGCUGUCAUCGCAGGGCAGCAAGUGCUGACGGUUAGGUCAGGCUCCGACGGAUGGGCAGAGUUUAACAUUACAGAGGGGACCCGGGAAAUCUGGCCCCUCAUACCCACCUACACUGAGGUCCAGGUCAUCAUCAAGGCAGAAGUGAACUGUGCCGAGCAGAAGAAAGUCCCGCUCAGCUUUGUAAACCCGGCCGAGAUCCCCCUGGAGCAAGAGAACCGGCGGGCACGUCACAUGGAUUUCCAGCCUCUCUUUGUCGUGUUUGCCAACAACAGGGAGACACAGGCGGUCCUAAACACCCCGGAGGACUCUGCCACUGGAGCAGGCCGCGGCAAUAACGAUUCCAUGUACAGAGACCUUGGCGAGGCACUAUUCGGCGACAGAGAAAAACGCUCGGCCGGCGAUGAAUGCUCCAUUGAAAGAUACGUGGUGAACCUCCACGACCUUGGCCUGACGUACAUCCUCGCACCCAUGACCCUCAACAUCUCGAAAUGUGCAGGCAACUGUAACAACCGCAACACCAUCAACAGACUCGGGACGAAUCACGCCAAGAUCAUGACAGCUAUCUACAACGCCGAGGUGAACACUGUUCCCUCCGUGGAGAUCACAGCCACACCGCCAUGCUGCGUACCAACAGAGUACAAAGUUGUCUAUUUCCUAAUGACUCCUCUAGAUGGGACAGCCGCAGGACUUAAGAGCCACAACCAUAUUGUGGCAACCAAGUGUGGGUGCAGAUGAGCUUCUACCCAGCAUCCACCAUAAAUCGACUUAGCAGCAACAUAUUACAUGUAAGGCUCCACGAUACCAUGAUCUGUCUUAGACACAGGAACAGUUUCUAUCCUCCAAGAUUUCACGCAAAUUUAUUCUCUCUCUGCAUCAAAAUCACUGCAGAAUAAUCAUAGAUCUCUUUUCUCAAAACUUAUUUUUCAAUGACACUGAUUAUAAUCAUCACUUUAUGAUAUAUGAUAUAUGAUAAUAUUUCAAUUAUUGUGCUUGUUUGUAGUGUGACUGCUAAAAGAUCAUAAUUAUUAUGAUAAUUGAUGGCAAAUAAGCAUUAUACGAUACCAAAAAAUGAAAAAGUUGUUGGAAAGUGGUUUGUGGGUGCUGGCCUACACCUCAUAAGGCAUGGCACAGGGUACAUUACCUCUCCUAUUCACAAUAGCUUACUUCCUUCAGAUAGGGUUCCAUGAAAAUAUAGAGCGAACUGCAUGUUUGCGACGCGCGCAUAAGGGCGUGCGCACGCA